AGGCAGCCCGCUUCCGCCAAGUGGUACGACCGCAGAGACUAUGUCUUCAUCGAGUUCUGCGUGGAGGACAGCCGGGACGUGCACGUGAACUUCGAGAAAGCCAAACUCACCUUCAGUUGUCUCGGAGGAAGCGAUAAUUUUAAACAUUUAAAUGAAAUCGACCUUUUUAAUAAUAUUGAUCCAAAUGAAUCAAAGCAUAAAAGAACAGACAGAUCUAUCCUGUGUUGUUUACGAAAAGGAGAGUCUGGUCAGGCAUGGCCCAGGUUAACAAAAGAGAGGGCAAAGCUCAACUGGCUCAGUGUGGACUUCAACAACUGGAAAGACUGGGAAGACGACUCAGAUGAAGACAUGUCCAAUUUCGAUCGCUUUUCCGAGAUGAUGAACAACAUGGGUGGAGAUGACGACGUAGACUUGCCAGAAGUAGAUGGGGCAGAUGAUGACUCACCAGACAGUGAUGAUGAAAAAAUGCCAGAUCUGGAGUAAGAAAAAGUGUCGUCUUCAGGGUUUGGGGAAAGAACUUCAUCACAACAUUUCAUACCCGAGAUAAGAAUCCCUGAGUUGAUAGCCCUAAUGGGAGCUCCUGCAUCCUUUAACCCAUUUUCAGUCCAUUUUCAAUGGCUUCACUGGUGGUAGGUGUGUACCAGGGCACGGGGCGGUCUUAAAGCCACGAGAGGCAAUAACUUUAUGCAUGAACCAGUUUUCCAGACUUCCAAAAGCAACCCACAACCACCACCCCCCAGUUGAGGUGUAGGCCAUGGAGACAGAACAGUUGCAAUAAAGUUUACAGAGCCUC
Nestor notabilis (Kea) is the source of this 793-nucleotide messenger RNA. It is a transcript of the gene PTGES3, whose product is annotated as prostaglandin E synthase 3 (cytosolic). Gene Ontology annotation, cellular component: cytosol; nucleus. The record is from RefSeq and is a predicted model, not a curated record. Lineage: Eukaryota; Metazoa; Chordata; Aves; Psittaciformes; Psittacidae. The transcript has 7 exons. The annotation marks the transcript as partial. Gene Ontology annotation, molecular function: Hsp90 protein binding; protein-folding chaperone binding; prostaglandin-E synthase activity. Gene Ontology annotation, biological process: prostaglandin biosynthetic process; telomerase holoenzyme complex assembly; telomere maintenance via telomerase.